Messenger RNA from Ipomoea nil (Japanese morning glory), 785 nucleotides. Its product is annotated as metallothiol transferase FosB-like. Bases 85 to 591 code for a protein of 168 amino acids. NCBI's taxonomy places the organism in Eukaryota, Viridiplantae, Streptophyta, Magnoliopsida, Solanales, Convolvulaceae. The transcript has 3 exons. The record is from RefSeq and is a predicted model, not a curated record.
UCUUCAAACUCCAUCCUAUUCAUCGUCUCUUCGCAGUCAUCCGUUUUCUUGAAACUCCUCGAGAUUAUCUUGAAAAAGCCAAAAAUGAAGGAAAAUACUGAAAACCCAUUGGCCCUCAAGUCUCUGAAUCACAUCUCUAUCGUGUGCAGAUCGGUGGAGGAAUCGAUCGAUUUCUACAAGAACAUUCUGGGUUUUGUCCCUGUUAGAAGGCCCGGUUCCUUCAAUUUCGAUGGAGCUUGGCUGUUUAGCUAUGGAGUUGGAAUUCAUCUCCUUCAAUCUGAAGACCCAGAGAAUUUGCCAAAGAAAACCGAAAUCAAUCCCAAAGAUAACCAUAUCUCCUUCCAGUGCGAGAGCAUAGAUGCAGUGGAGAAGAAGCUGAAGGAUAUGGAAAUACAGAACGUGAGGCAAAGGGUGGAAGAAGGAGGGAUUUACGUGGAUCAGCUUUUCUUUCACGACCCCGACGGCUUCAUGAUAGAGAUCUGCAACUGCGACAAUCUUCCGGUGGUCCCUCUUGCCGGCGAGAUGCCCAGGUCAUGUUCCAGGCACAAUAUCCAGAUGAUGCAAUCUAAGCACCAACACAUUCAUGUCUAGACUCUACAUCACCCCAACCCAAAUCUUUUCUUGCUCUUCACCUAAGAACAGAUCAGAUGAGAUGGAGAUUUAGGCAUACUCGUAUCAUUGUAUUUGAUUAUUAUGUGUGUUUGGUUUUGUGUUGGUGUUAACAAGACAUUAGUUUCGUAAAAGUAAAGUCCCUAAUUAUAUUUGGUUGCGUAUGAAUUUUCACU